AUGACUAGUAAACAGCAACAAGGUGAGACUAUUGACAAAUAUGUCUCGGAACUGAAACUUUUGAGCCAAGAUUGGGUUUUUGAAGCUGUUAAUGCGAUUCAAUACAGGGAUCACUACAUUCGUGAUGCUUUUAUCAAUGGCUUAGCCUCGUCAUACAUACGACAGAGACUAUUUGAAAAUAAAACUUUAGACCUAGCUGAAGCAGUGGAACAGUCUAGAGCUCUUGAAAUGGCUCAAGCUCAAGUCGAGAUCUAUCCAAAAUCUAUGUACGGAAUGCAAACUUGUGCAACGAAUGAAUUGGCAAAGCAAGCUUGUCAGUACGAAUUCCCACUACAACAAAAGGAAGAAGCGACUGUUUCCGCUAUUAAAAAUGUUGAUGGCAAGUGUUAUUUUUGUGGACAUGAUAGACACUCUAGAGAUCGCUGUCCAGCCAGAGAAGCAACUUGUGGGAAAUGUAACAAGACAGGGCAUUAUGCGAGAGUCUGUAAAAGUAAUCCAACUCAACAUUUUAAAGUAAAACAGAAGACGUCUAGUACAUCAGCUGCACUAAUAGCAACUACACAUAAUACAUCUGUAUUGAAGGACUCUACAGUUGAAGCUAAAGUGAAUGGCCUGAAAGCAAAUUGCUUAAUAGACACCGGGAGUACAUCAAGCUUUGUAAACUUGAAGUUUGUUCAGUUAAACAAAAUUAAAAUGUAUAAUGAAAGUGGACAAGUAUCACUAGCUGCUUCUAAUAUGAAAUCAAACGUCCACGGGUUUGUUAAAAUCAACCUAAAUCUGUUGAAUCACAAUUACAACAAUUUUAAGUUGACUGUUCUUGAAGAUCUUUGUACUGACGUGCUUAUCGGACAUGAUAUCAUGAAACUCCACUCAAAUAUACAGGUUUGGUUUGGAGGUAAGAAACCUCCUCUGUUGGUGUGCUCCUGUGCCAAAGUUGAACCACCCAAACUAUUCUGCAAUUUAACUCCAGAUUGUAAGCCAAUAGCCACAAAAUCACGACGUUACUCAGAUGAAGAUAUGCAAUUUAUAAAACAAGAAAUGGAAAGACUACAGACUGAGGAGAUCAUUGAACCUAGUUCGUCACCUUGGCGUGCACAAGUGUUGGUUGUUACAAACGACAAAGGGAAGAAGCGACUGUGUGUGGACUAUUCGCAAACGAUAAACAAAUUUACUCUGUUAGACGCCUAUCCCUUACCAAAUAUAGAUGAUCUAGUAUCCACUGUAGCGACGAACAAGGUUUUUAGUGCCAUUGAUCUAAAGCAAGCAUACUAUCAAAUACCAAUUUCUGACGAAGAGAAGAAGUACACUGCUUUUGAGGCUGCUGGUCGUCUUUUUCAAUUCAGAAGAAUCCCAUUUGGCGUAACCAACGGGGUGGCAUGUUUUCAAAAGACCAUGGACCAAAUCAUUAGAAAAGAAAAACUGAAUGGAGUGUAUGCCUAUCUGGAUGAUUUGACCGUAUGUGGAAAGGAUCAAAAGGAUCAUGAUGAGAAUCUAAGAACAUUUUUAGAUGCUGUAACUAAGUAUGGACUUGUAAUCAACAACGAAAAGAUUUCCCAUAACUCUAUUCGACCUGAUCCAGAUCGGCUAGAAUCUCUACUGUCACUUCCUGUGCCCAAAGACCAAGUUUCACUAAAGCGAGUCCUAGGAUUUUUCGCUCACUAUUCAAAAUGGAUACAUCGGUUUUCUGAUAAAAUAAGAAACCUGACACAAGUCAAUUCUUUUCCUUUGUCACAGGAAGCGGUUGCAGAUUUUGAAGCCCUCAAACUUGACAUUGCAAACUCAGUAAUUACUCCUAGGAAUGGGCAAGAGCCACUGGUAGUGGAGACUGACGCAUCUGACAUAGCCGUGGCAGCAACUUUGAGUCAAGAUAAUCGGCCAAUUGCUUUUUUCUCACGGACUCUAAACAAAUCUGAGAAGCUGUAUUCAGCUGUUGAAAAAGAAGCCGUUGCCAUUGUCGAAGCCCUUCGAAAAUGGAAAUCAUUUCUUAUCGGAAGAGACUUCAGAUUAUACACGGAUCAGCAAGCUUUAUCAUUUAUCUUUGACAAGAGGCAUACAAGCAAAAUCAAGAACGAUAAAGUUAUGAGAUGGCGACUAGAGCUAACACCUUAUCAAUAUGAAAUAGUGUACCGACCUGGUAGGGAGAAUGUAAAAGCAGAUACGCUCUCUCGGGCAUGUGCGGUUCGCUGGGACAAUGCUAAGUUGUUUGAAUUACACAAAUCUCUCUGCCAUCCGGGAGUCACUCGAAUGUUUCAUUGGAUUAAAACUAAAAAUCUAAACUACACUCUGGAUGAUGUAAAAAGGAUGACGUCAGCUUGUCAAACAUGUGCAGAAGUGAAGCCAAGAUUUCACCAAUUCCAAGGCAAAUUGAUAAAGGCAACCACUCCCUUCGAACGUCUAAAUAUUGACUUUAAGGGCCCUCUUCCAUCAACAACCAGAAACCGUUACCUUUUAACCAUGGUGGACGAGAAUUCUCGUUUUGUAUUUGCUUACCCCUGUAAGGACAUUAGUUCAGCAACAGUUAUCAGAUGUUUUUCAGAUCUAUUUUUUAUGUUUGGAGCCCCGUCCUUUGUACAUUCAGAUAGAGGUUCAUCUUUCAUGUCGCGAGAGCUGACGGACUUUCUUCACAAGUACGGAGUAGCUACAAGUCAUACGACACCUUAUAACCCUAGAGGGAACUCUCAGAUUGAACGCUUCAAUGGAACAAUAUGGCGAACCAUCCUACUAGCUUUGAAAAACCACAACCUGCCAGUUGCUGCAUGGGAAGAAGUAUUACAGGAGGCACUUCACUCAGUCAGAUCUCUUUUAUGCACUGCGACAAACUGCACACCGCACGAAAGAUUCUUUAUACAUAGCAGAAGAUCUACCAAUGGAGACUCCUUACCAUCUUGGCUAUCCGCUCCUGGUCCUGUCCUGCUUAGAAAGUUUGUAAGAUCUAAUAAAUAUGAUGACCUUGUGGAGCCAGUUCAACUUUUGGAAUCAAAUCCACAGUACGCUCUCGUCAGAAGAAGAGAUGGGUCAGAAUCACAAGUAUCCCUGAGACAUCUUGCACCCGCUGGCCUACCUCCUGGUGAUCUACCUCAUGAAGACAACACUACUGAGAGAGAGAUUGUUGAAAAUAUAAAUUCAGACAUUGACCACAAUGAAGUUCAAAAUGAAACUCAACAAAUGGUAUCUCAGACCCCAACUUCAGAGACGGCUGUGGGGGAACUACGUCCAAAGAGGAAUGUCAAGCCUCCGUCAUAUCUAAAGGAUUACAUUUGCUAUACCUACCUUGAAAACUAG
Molecule: messenger RNA, 3282 nt
Organism: Macrosteles quadrilineatus (aster leafhopper)
Lineage: Eukaryota; Metazoa; Arthropoda; Insecta; Hemiptera; Cicadellidae
Exons: 2
Coding region: 1-3282 (1093 amino acids)
Biological process (GO): DNA integration
Molecular function (GO): zinc ion binding; nucleic acid binding
Source: RefSeq, a predicted model, not a curated record